GUGAGAAGGAAGAGUCGUCUACGAGACAGUUCACGUUUAGGAGAGCCGAGAAAAACAUUGAAAGUUGUGCUUCCGCAAUCGAAAUUCGCGACAGACAGAAAUGACGGCGAGGAUUUCAUCUUGUAUUCUACUCCUGAGUUUCUUUGCGUCCAUAACCGCGGGUCAACGCAUUUCUACCGCGAAAAUCGGCGACAACCGAUACUUCAUCUCUUGGCAGAAUCCCUACGCACCUCGUCUCAACUUCCAUCUAGCUUACCAGUACUGUCGAACGAUUGCUAUGGAGCUUAUUAGUUUGGAAUCAGCCGAAGAAGCCCAACAGCUUGCCGAUUACCUUCGCCCCGGAGCCGCAGCAGCUGAUUUUUGGACGUCGGGAAAUACAUUGGGAACUAGCACUUGGCUAUGGCUGAGUAACGGAUCUCCGUUUAACGGAACUUUUAACUACUGGCCCAACGGAUUAGAACCUAACCGAUCAACCGAUUCCAACUGUCUCCUAGUAACGGACCAGACACAAACUUGGCGAGCUGAAAACUGCGCCCAGAAUAACCAUUUCAUUUGUGAGCAGACACGCUGCUACUUCUACAAUUUCAAUCCAUUUGCCGCAUUAUCUACAUCCCCUCAAGGCAACUCAGCUCGAUAAAGCCGAAAUUUAUCAAGAUUAAAAGAAUUCAUCGAGGUGUUAAGUAUGAAACGGCACAAAUUAUGCAUCAUCAUCGUCGUAUGGCUUUGAAUUAGUUAACAUACGUUUGUUCAUUCCGAAUUUUACCUUUUUGGGCCAUUGGUUUCUUAAAUUAUGUCUCUCUCAACUGGUUGGUUAACUUAAUUGAAUACAUUUUUAAUAUAAUUAAAA
Messenger RNA from Daphnia pulicaria, 847 nucleotides. RefSeq lists its product as uncharacterized. Gene Ontology annotation, cellular component: external side of plasma membrane. The record is from RefSeq and is a predicted model, not a curated record. The coding region runs from base 101 to 637 and encodes 178 amino acids. Gene Ontology annotation, molecular function: carbohydrate binding. Gene Ontology annotation, biological process: biological process involved in interspecies interaction between organisms. Lineage: Eukaryota; Metazoa; Arthropoda; Branchiopoda; Diplostraca; Daphniidae. The transcript has 5 exons.